Messenger RNA from Cheilinus undulatus (humphead wrasse), 799 nucleotides. It is a transcript of the gene dnlz, whose product is annotated as DNL-type zinc finger. The record is from RefSeq and is a predicted model, not a curated record. Gene Ontology annotation, biological process: protein folding; protein import into mitochondrial matrix; protein stabilization. Gene Ontology annotation, cellular component: mitochondrion. The transcript has 3 exons. The coding region runs from base 140 to 721 and encodes 193 amino acids. Lineage: Eukaryota; Metazoa; Chordata; Actinopteri; Labriformes; Labridae. Gene Ontology annotation, molecular function: zinc ion binding; protein-folding chaperone binding.
ACCGCACGCUGGUGAAAUUUGCAGUCAUGUUUAUGUCCUGUGUGUUUAUGCAAUGUCCAGUUUAAGGCUACAUUAACAACAUUCGUCGAGGUUUAUUUUUAAGUAAAUAUUUCGGACGUUACGUCAGCCAUACUCCUGGAUGAUGCUGACCGUCGCUCGGUUGUUUCGGUGUUAUCAUCGGUUUUCAUCCCAGUCCAGACUCUGCGCCGCGUUUCCCUGUCAUCCUCCAGCAACACCCAUCACCACAGCAAGGAGGACUAGUGUUAUUACUCCACUGUACCCGCGUAGUUUUCACAUACUGCCCCCGAAUGACAGAUAUGGAUCUUGUUUCAGCAGGUCUAGAGGACUGUCCACUUCGCCAUGUUUGAGAAAUGACGCCAUUGGAAAACUUCAGACAACACAUUAUCAGCUCGUGUACACAUGCAAGGUUUGCUCCACGAGAUCCAUGAAGAAAAUCUCCAAACUCGCUUACCACAAAGGUGUUGUCAUAGUAACGUGUCCAGGAUGUAAAAAUCACCACAUCAUCGCUGACAACCUCAAAUGGUUCUCUGACCUGGAAGGGAAAAGAAACAUUGAGGAAAUCCUCGCUGCUAAAGGAGAGACGGUGAAGAGGGUUGAAGGAAAUGCUGCUCUGGAGAUAGUACUAGAUGAAUCCAUCGAAGAGAAAUCUCAGCUUGGGGAAGACACAGAGAGAAAGAAUGAUGACAAAGAGAAACAAUAAUGUAAUCUGGAUACUGUGUUUAUAUUUAAUGCAAGAUAAUGUUUGGUUUGAUAAUAAAAUCAAUUCUUUUGUAUUUGA